AUGAGCGCUAAAUUGGUUAAUCAAAUUACCUUUGGUAAUGACAAUUGGUGCUUGGAAUUAAAGCCUCUUUACAGUCGUGGUCUUUUGUGUAGUUCAAGUAAUGGUAGUGUUAAUUUGAUUGAUUGGAAUUCUCCUAGUAUUAUUAAGAAAUUUGAAGUUGGUGAAACAAAUAUUAAUUCAUUACGAGUGAUAAAUAAUGAUUUCGAAAAUGGCUGUAUCUUCGCUGCUACUUCAUUGGCUUCUGUAAAAAUUUAUGAUGUUAGGAAUGGCGAUUCACCAGUGGCUACAAUUAAAAAUGAUAAAAAUUCUGUGUUUCUGUCAUUAGAAUCAAGACAUGAUAUGUUAGUUUGCGGCACUGAGUUGACCGGUGUUGAUGCUGAAAUGUUCAUAUAUGAUGUUAGAUAUUUCAGUAAACCAGUACGGGCAUUUGUAGAUUCGCAUCAUGACGAUAUCACUGAUAUUAAAUUUCAUCCAUCUGAUAAAAAUAUUUUACUGAGUGGUUCAACUGAUGGGUAUACAAAUAUAUAUGAUCUCGCACAAGAGGAUGAAGAUGAAGCCUUGCAUCAAGUUAUCAAUUAUGCAUCCAUUCACUCAUGUGGAUGGUUAUCACCAAAAAGAAUAUAUACGUUAUCGCAUAUGGAAACUUUUGCAAUUCAUGAAUUGAAUGAUAAAUCUGAUGAAUUGACAGAACCUCGCCCAUUAGAUUUCGGUGAUAUUAGAGGACAAUGGGACUGUGAUUAUGUAGUUGACCUGUAUCCAGGUUAUGUUGCUAUGGGAAAAUCUGCAGAAAAUGCAGGUGAACUUAAAAUAUGCGGUUUUGAAAAUGAGAUAAUGAAUACUGAAAAUCAUAUUAUAAUUCCAAAUGCACACGGCGAUGAAGUAAUCAGAGAUGUCUUUAUUCCUCCAGGAAACCUAAAUAACCAUUCAGAUAUAAUUUACUCGUGUGGUGAAGAUGGUAAUGUGAACAUAUGGCAUGCUCCAAGGUGUUCGAGUAUAUUAAAUGUUUCAAAAGACUUUUGGAACGCAACUGAACAAUUGGACGUUCUAUCGGACGACUACAACAUGUUAGUUGGAAGAAAUAAUGAACAAUAUGGAGAGAAUAGUGAAAUAAAAAAGCAUAUAAAACCAUUGAUGAUAACCAAAAAGUCAAGAAACAUAAAAGCAAAAAACAUAAACAGAAACGUGAUAAAGACAAACACUCCUCAAAGACUCGUUUUAAACCUUAUUAGAAUAUGUCUGUAA
Molecule: messenger RNA, 1242 nt
Organism: Tetrapisispora phaffii CBS 4417
Lineage: Eukaryota; Fungi; Ascomycota; Saccharomycetes; Saccharomycetales; Saccharomycetaceae
Exons: 1
Coding region: 1-1242 (413 amino acids)
Molecular function (GO): protein binding
Source: RefSeq, a predicted model, not a curated record